UUCCAACUGAAACCUAUAUGAAAGAUGUUUUAUGAUUCACCUUCAUGUACAUGCUUAUGCUUAUCUCGUCAUUUAUUUGCAGUAUCUGUGGUAACAUUUACAUACCAGAACAGUUUCGCACUCUCAAUUCAUUAGUUUUGUCAUUUGCAUCCGUGAUGUUGGUUUCACCGGAGGGAGGCGUCCAUUUCAAUUCUGUCACACAGGUGAGACGCAUAAAACAGGUCAGAACCACCUCUUCUCAGUUUUGUCAUCUACGUUGAGGCACUGCAGUAAAGAAAAUGGUUUCCCAACUCGAGAGUGCAAUGGAGGGGCUAAUUCGAGUUUUCCACUCGUACUCCUCCAAAGAAGGGGACAAGUACAAACUGAGCAAAGUCGAGCUGAAGAAUCUGUUGCAAGGUGAACUGAGUGACUUCCUGGCGGCAAGUAAGGACCCUAUGGUAGUGGAGAAAAUCAUGAACGAUCUGGAUGAGAACAGAGAUGGUGAGGUGGACUUCCAGGAGUUUGUUAUCCUGGUUGCUGCUCUGACAGUGGCCUGUAACGAGUUCUUUGUUGAAGCACUGAAAGAAUGAGUGACACGUCUGGGACUUGACCUUCCUGUUUGUCAUUCACUGUCAAGAAAACAAACAGCCUUUAAUUUAAAUUGUGUAACUCAUGACUAUCAUUUUGCUACUUGUUGACUGAAGGAUGCUUCAUUAUAUAGGCAUGUAAUGGUUGUAAAAUGAUUGCAUUUAAUCCUGUGAGGGUGUGGAGAUCUCAGUGUAGAAACUUGUUUAUUUGGCUCUGGUCAGAUCAAUAAAGAUGACAUGUGAUUUUCAUCCUU
Esox lucius (northern pike) is the source of this 820-nucleotide messenger RNA. It is a transcript of the gene s100a1, whose product is annotated as S100 calcium binding protein A1. The record is from RefSeq and is a predicted model, not a curated record. Gene Ontology annotation, molecular function: calcium ion binding. NCBI's taxonomy places the organism in Eukaryota, Metazoa, Chordata, Actinopteri, Esociformes, Esocidae. The coding region runs from base 279 to 569 and encodes 96 amino acids. The transcript has 3 exons.